Messenger RNA from Phialemonium atrogriseum, 576 nucleotides. Its product is annotated as ubiquitin-conjugating enzyme/RWD-like protein. The record is from RefSeq and is a predicted model, not a curated record. Bases 1 to 576 code for a protein of 191 amino acids. The transcript has 2 exons. Lineage: Eukaryota; Fungi; Ascomycota; Sordariomycetes; Cephalothecales; Cephalothecaceae.
AUGGCUUCCCAGAAACGAAUCACCAAGACCAACACGCUCCCGAAAACGAAACGAGGGAAAAUAGCUGACAGGUCGACCGCGCCCAACCCCCAGGAGCUAGCCGAGUGCAUGAACAACCCGCCGGAGGGCAUAUCAGUCGCCCUACCCAACGACUCGGACGUGCACCGCUGGCACGUGACGAUCUCGGGCCCGCCGGGCACGGCGUACGCGGGCGGCACGUUCGGGCUCGUGGUGACGCUGCCGGCCGAGUACCCGUUCAAGGCGCCGACGGUGCGCUUCUCGACGCGCGUCUACCACCCCAACGUGACCAACGACAGCCUGGGCAGCAUCUGCCUGGGCGUGCUCAAGGCCGAGAACUGGAAGCCCGCCAGCAAGAUGCUCGGCGUGCUCGAGGCCGUCCGCGCCCUGCUCGCCGAGCCGCAGCCCGACGACCCGCUCGAGAACCACAUCGCCGACGAGUACAAGCGCGACCGCGCCCAGUUCGACAAGAACGCCCGCGCCCACACGGCGAAGUACGCCAGGGGCCCGCCUUCGUUUGCCGCCGCCGCCAAGGAGACGACGACCCGGGCCCCCUAG